Messenger RNA from Odocoileus virginianus texanus, 1787 nucleotides. The record is from RefSeq and is a predicted model, not a curated record. Lineage: Eukaryota; Metazoa; Chordata; Mammalia; Artiodactyla; Cervidae.
UGGGACUCCAUCAGAAAGUGGAGGAUAUGGAACUGAUAAAAAUAGAAAGGUUAAUAGAGUUUGCAUUAAUUCUGGAAUGUGACACAGUAUGAGCCAUUAAUGUUAUGAGGUGAUAUGGGACAAGAAAUAUUUCUUGGGAAGGUCCUGAACAUGUGUAAACAUUUGAACUGACAGUCCUUGCUGAAAUGAAAACACAUUUCCCCCAGCCAUGCACUCACAUUUCAACAAUUUUACCCGAAGUAACCCAUGGGCAGCCUGGACUAUCUGGUCUUAUUGUGCAUUGCAUUCUUCUUUCUGUGCAGGUUUUCAUCUGGGCUCCACAGUGAGGUCUGAAACCAAAGGCAUCUGGAUGUGGUGUAUGCCCCACCCCUCCAAGGAGAGCUGCACCCUGGUCCUUCUGGACACUGAGGGCCUGGGCAAUGUGGAGAAGGAGGACUCCAGGAGUGACUCGUGGAUCUUUGCCCUGGCCGUGCUCCUGAGCAGCACCUUUAUCUACAACGGCAUGAACAGCAUCAACAAUCAGGCCUUGCAGCAGCUGCACUAUGUGACUGAAUUAACAGAGCUGAUCAGAACCAAAUCAUCUCCCAGCUCUGAUGAAGUAGAGGAUUCAGCCAAAUUUGUGAGUUUCUUUCCAGACUUUAUUUGGACUGUACGGGAUUUCAUGCUGGAGCUGGAGUUAGACGGGAACUCCAUCACUGAAGAUGAGUACCUGGAGAAUGCCUUGAAGUUGAUUCCAGGUAUCAGAGCAAGGCCAGGGUGGUAAGAAGCUCAGUAGGAGGUGGGGUCAACAGAGCCCUUUGAUUUGAAGUUGGAUUUGAGGCCAUGCUAACGGUACUUGGUGAAUGACUGCGAGGUGGCUUCAGUCAUUAUUGUUACUGGGAAAACCCCAGUGACCAGAGCUUAAGCUCACAGAGGAAAUUUAGGAUCCAAUAUUCUACCAAGUGACUUUAGAAAAAUUAAUACCAUGAAGAAGAAAGGCUCAUAUAUUGUGUUUUGUAUUAAGUGUUUCUCCUCUUCUAUUUGAGAAAUAUAACCCAUCAAAUUGAAAUUAGUAAAUACAGAAUCGUAAGGUAAGCAAAAUAAUUAAUUUUUAAAUACAUUUCACACAGUGUAUUUUACUGUCUUAUCUAGAUACAUUCUUCACAGACAGACUACUUAUACCUUAAUUAGUUGCAAAGAAAAGCAUUGCUAUGUCCUUUCACUGAGACUGUGAAAUGUCUUCAAGUGCUUUCGUCUAAUCUCACACUCUUUAUUCUAGAGCCUUACAUAGUAUGUCAUAUUAUAUAACAAAUUAGUUAUAACAGAUUAUAAUUAGCAGAGAGAAUAAUGUGUGGUACUUAGAAGAAAUAUUGAGUUUGUUUGUUUAAUCAUUUAUUUACCCUUUCAAUAAAUAUUUAUUGAACUGCAGAUAUAUGGCCAGAAUCUCUCUGGACGAUACUGUCACUUCCAACAGAAAACGAUGCAAAAGACUGAUGAGGUGUCCUAGUUUCAUUUAGGCCAAUCUUACCAUGAGAUUGUGUAUGUUAAGUAAUCUCAAAACAUAUUUAUAGAAUGUGCAUUUUUUAACUCUGGUUUUGUAAAACUUUAUUGCCUUGUGUAUCAUUUGUCUCCCGCAUGGUUUCUUUCCCAGAAAUACUGUGAAUAUCCUUAUUUCUACAAUUUCUUUACUUUUGAGCUCACAUUUCAUACCUGAAAUGGAGACUGUAAGAUCAGAAAAGUAUUUCUGACAAUGAUUUGUAUUAGUUUAUCUUUCAAGAAAGUGAAAGAAAGUGAAGUCGCUCAGUCGU